Dichomitus squalens LYAD-421 SS1 is the source of this 1215-nucleotide messenger RNA. RefSeq lists its product as uncharacterized. NCBI's taxonomy places the organism in Eukaryota, Fungi, Basidiomycota, Agaricomycetes, Polyporales, Polyporaceae. The coding region runs from base 560 to 991 and encodes 143 amino acids. The record is from RefSeq and is a predicted model, not a curated record. The transcript is spliced from 3 exons.
GGUAACACCGGCAUGGCUUACAAUCAGCUCCGUCCCCCUGGAUGUACCGUUCAGAUGUUCGCUGUAAGGAGUGACGAGGCGGGCCCCAUGCAUACAUGCGAUGGCGCUCUAUUUCUUACGCACGGGCCACUUUCCCGGCUUCGUCUCUUCUCAGUCGCUCACACCACUUGCCGCCCUGGCCGCCAAGUCUCCGCUCUUGUGGCUCACGGCGGCACUCCAGGCCAUGUCCUGUGGACUCACUGCAGCACCUAGAACAUUCGCUGCGGCUCGGCGCCCUGCGUCCGAAGCUCGAAGCUCGGCAAGCAGGGCACGUUGCUGCACCGCCUUCCCUUCACAAAGUUCAUGAACGCUGGUGCAUUUCCGAGGUCAGCGGCGGAUCUUGACGCAACUCGUAAUGGCAGCUCGAACGCUCGCGGCUUUUUGAUGCCACCGGCAGUAUAAAGGUGCACUAUUACCGCAGGGAAAAACGGACAUCGUCUCUACAGUCCUCUUGUCUACCUUACUCCUGUACGCCAGUGGCACUCGACAAAUUCAAUCUUUCUAUCACACGAAUUUCAUCAUGCUCCACUUGUUCAUCCUUGCGUUCCUCGUAGCGUCUGCCUUUGCGCAGAGGUGCCAAAUCGCCGCACCCGCCGAAUGGUCGACGGUCGCUCCAGGAAGCAACAUCACCGUUGAAGUCGACAGACCCAUGACCCUGAGCAGCUCCCAGGAGGUCGCGGUCGUCAUCGGCUUCUGGGCGUGUAACGGACCUUGCAACGAGACGGACGUCACCCAGAUCAUGGGCAACGUCGUCUACAGUGGUCCUUACUCGCCGCAGCUCGUGGACGCGGGCUUCAAGCCACCAUACCAAAAUUUCACCGUCACCGUCCCCUCGCACUUCGUCCCUGGGCGCGAGGUCAGCCUGAAUGUCGCGCACUUCACGCUGAUUGGGGCUGGUCUUGAGCCAUUCUUGGAGACGUUGAACAUCACCCUCAAUAUCGGGUCGGCGUGAGAUGCCGACUCUGGAUGGAGCAGUGAACAAAAGUACUGAUUGUUUCGGACGGACCUUGGGCUUCGCCGAAGAUUGUGUUACGGACUUGGACAUUCGGACUCCUGCUGUGUACUCGAUAGCCUCCUAGCUCCAUUGUCGUACCGCAUCUUCCCGUGGCCACCUCUCGUGUACUAUAUACGUUGCGCCAGUGUGCCAAUGGAGUCAGCUGACGUUUUUCCAAUGCC